AUGACAGUUGCACGACCACCUAGCAAUGCAAAAUUAGCAACAACAAAAUCAGGGAACAGCCUAGUUGCAAAGGACACGAUUGAACGCGUUGCUCACAACGACAAUGGUGAAGAAGAUGAAGAAGAGGAUGAGGGUUUUGAUGAUGAAGAUGACGAUUACAGUGAUGACGAUAAUGUGUUCGAAUCAGAUGAAGAUGACGAGGAAGAAGAUGAUGAUGAAGAAGAGGAUGAUGAUGAAGACUACGACGAUGAGAACGAAGAUGACGACGUGGAAAUAAAAUCCAAAAAGAAGUACUACCACAACAUACAGAACAUCAACAACAUUAACAACAUCAUCAGCAUCAAUGCUGAUGCUGAUGAUGAUAAUGAUUACAGUUCUGGUUUCGAAGAUGAUGAAGAUGGUGGUUUAAAUGAGACUGAAGAUGAUGAUGAUGAAGAGGAGGAGAAGGAGGAGAUGGUUGAUCUUGAUGAUGAUGAUGAUGUCGGAUCCGGAGGUUACAAGGUGCACAGGACUGCAGCCUCUACAACAUCCAGACAUUACAGGAAACAAAAUGCAGAAGUCACAUCUACUCCUUACAAGAUAAAAAAUGAAGAAGACGACGGUGACGACGAUGACAUUCGGAUAAUUGAAUCAGACAGCAAGGAGGAUGUCAUCAACACAAACCGCAGCAGCAAGCAAAAGAACAUCCACACAAACGUCAUUGCCGGCGACAGCAGUUUUGCCAACAACAAAAACAACAAAGAUUCAGAUCAUAGUUCGCUGCUAAGCCAACCUGGGUUGUUAGCUGGCAUUUUGGGUGGAGCUGUCGUUGGCCUAUUGUGUGCUGUCCUUCUGGUCAUGUUCGGAGUUUACUGGUUGAAACGAAGGAAGCAACACCGCCACCAUCACCAGCACCUCACGACACCGUACUAUCCCGAGAAGACCACACAAUGCCCACCCCUCAAAGGGUACACCAAGAAUUUUGAUGACUACGACAUGUAUGCAUGA
Molecule: messenger RNA, 987 nt
Organism: Helobdella robusta
Lineage: Eukaryota; Metazoa; Annelida; Clitellata; Rhynchobdellida; Glossiphoniidae
Exons: 5
Coding region: 1-987 (328 amino acids)
Biological process (GO): cell migration
Cellular component (GO): membrane; cell surface
Source: RefSeq, a predicted model, not a curated record